AUGCUGAUCCACCGGGCCAUAGCUCGCAGCUUGCGAGCACGGCCUCACUCGAGCCUGGCGUUUUGCGGAUAUGUUUCCCCUAUAGCUUGUCGAGCAGUUCCUGCUGAACUGAGACAUAAUGGUUGUCCACGUCGGGCAUUCAACACAUCAAGACCAGCGCCUGCCGUUGAGAGUGUAUUUCACUCGCAACUCGAAGAUCCCUCGAACGCAGCAAUCCUCAACUCCCUCAAAACCUCUCCGCCUGUACCUCAGACCUUGACCGAGAAGAUUGUCCAGCGCUAUGCCGUUGGCCUCCCGGAAGGUAAAUAUGUCACCUCUGGCGACUAUGUCACAAUUGCACCACACCAUUGCAUGACUCACGACAACUCCUGGCCCGUCGCUCUCAAGUUCAUGUCUAUUGGGGCAACCAAAAUCAACAACCCUCAACAAGUGGUCAUGACCCUCGAUCACGAUGUGCAGAACAAAUCAGAGAAAAAUUUGACCAAGUACAAACAAAUCGAAGAGUUUGCGCAGAAGCAAGGUGUGGAUUUCUAUCCUGCUGGAAGAGGAAUUGGUCACCAGAUCAUGGUCGAGGAGGGCUAUGCUUGGCCAGGAACACUUGUGGUUGCUAGCGACUCGCAUACGAACAUGUAUGGUGGUAUCGGGUGUCUUGGGACUCCUGUGGUUCGGACGGAUGCUGCCAGCAUUUGGGCUACUGGACGGACGUGGUGGCAGAUCCCACCUGUCGCAAACGUGGUUCUUAAGGGUGUCCUGCCAAAAGGUGUUACUGGGAAAGACGUGAUCGUAGCACUUUGUGGACUGUUCGACAAAGACGAUGUAUUGAAUCAUGCCAUUGAGUUCACAGGCUCCGAGGAGACGAUGCGCAGCCUGCCUAUCGAUUCUCGACUCACGAUUGCGAACAUGACUACUGAGUGGGGAGCUCUUAGCGGGCUGUUUCCUCGAGACUCGCUGCUGGAGGGUUGGCUGAGGUCAAAGGCCACAAUGGCUGCUCUAGACAAAGCGGAGGGUCGUGCCGGCAACAAUCGCUUCACGCAUGCACACAUUGAUGAACUAUUCCAGGAGAACCUGAUGGCCGACAAGGGUGCAAAGUAUGCAAAACAGCUUUACCUUGACCUCAAUACCUUGUCGCCUUAUGUUUCUGGGCCGAACUCUGUCAAAGUAGCAACGCCUUUGGUGGACUUAGAAGCACAAGACAUCAAAGUCAACAAGGCAUACCUGGUUUCGUGCACAAACUCGAGAGCUUCGGAUCUUGCUGCAGCCGCUAAAGUGUUCAAGGAUGCUGCGGAGAAGAACAACGGAGCUAUACCAAAGAUUGCCGAUGGUGUAAACUUCUAUAUUGCUGCAGCUUCACUGCCGGAGCAGCAGAUAGCAGAGGAUAAUGGUGACUGGCAAGCCCUUCUCGACGCAGGUGCCCAACCUCUGCCUGCUGGAUGUGGUCCGUGCAUUGGGCUCGGGACUGGUUUACUCGAACCAGGCGAGGUCGGCGUCAGUGCUACGAACAGAAACUUCAAGGGACGUAUGGGAAGCACAGAUGCAAAGGCUUAUCUUGCCAGUCCCGAGGUUGUUGCUGCAAGUGCUUUGAGUGGCAAGCUCAGUGGUCCAGGCUGGUACGAGAAGCCGGAGGGCUGGACUGGUGUCCUUCGGGGUGAAGGUGAUGGCAUCCGGGAGGAGGACCGUAUGAUGACGGCUGACGAAGCAUUGGACAAAAUUAUCGGUCAGCUAGACAGCAUGAUUGGAGCAGCUGAGAAGGACUUCGGUGAAUCCAAUGAGGAAGCAACCUUAGUAGCGGCUACAGAAGUCUACCCCGGCUUUCCUGAGCGUGUUGAAGGCGAGAUCGUCUUCUGUGAUGCUGACAACAUCAACACAGACGGAAUCUACCCAGGUAAGUACACCUACCAGGAUAAUGUGCCAGUCGAGAAGAUGGCCGAAGUGUGCAUGGAAAACUACGAUACCAAGUUCUCCCAGCUCGCGAAGCCUGGUAAUAUCCUGGUGGCUGGCUUUAAUUUUGGGUGUGGUAGCUCAAGAGAACAAGCUGCAACCGCCAUACUUGCCAAGAAAAUCCCACUCGUGGUUGCAGGUAGUUUUGGCAACAUCUUCUCUCGAAACAGCAUCAAUAACGCGCUAAUGGGACUCGAAGUUCCUAAGCUAAUCGAGAGGUUACGAGAUACCUUCAGUGUCGCACCAAAGACUUCGACUCACGAGAUUACUGAACCAUUUGGAAACAAGGAGGAUCAGCAAAGUCUCGACUCUACAACUCCUGGCCCCUUGAAAACGUUCGAGAAACAGCUAUCUAGGAGAACUGGCUGGAAGCUAGUUUGGGAUGUCAAAAAGAGCCAAAUUCAGGUUACCGAAGGUGAAGGUGGAAAGACGUGGACGGAAAAGGUCGGCGAAUUGCCACCGAAUGUGCAGGAGAUAAUCGCGAAGGGUGGUCUGGAAAAAUGGGUACAGAACGAGAUCGGAAGUUGA
Molecule: messenger RNA, 2466 nt
Organism: Lithohypha guttulata
Lineage: Eukaryota; Fungi; Ascomycota; Eurotiomycetes; Chaetothyriales; Trichomeriaceae
Gene: LYS4
Product: mitochondrial Homoaconitase
Exons: 1
Coding region: 1-2466 (821 amino acids)
Biological process (GO): L-lysine biosynthetic process
Molecular function (GO): homoaconitate hydratase activity; 4 iron, 4 sulfur cluster binding
Source: RefSeq, a predicted model, not a curated record